UUGUUUGUGUUUAAAUGUGGGGGGCGCUAUCUGUUGAUGGUUUACACCGAUUGCCAAGGGACUAGUUGAGCGCAGUGAUUAGUAUAAUGCUACUGUGCUGCUGCUGUACAACUACAUCUCCCACCCGAGAUCAGCCGGGUACUAUAAUAACUCAGGGGUUUACAAAAUGAUACCAAUGUGAUCUUUCCUACUGAAAGCUCGAGCAUUAAUUUGAAGAAGACAUUAAUGCUGAUCUUUCUGACCUUCAUGAAGUAAUUGACGCAGAAGCAAACAUAAAGACUUUGCAAGAGAUUACCCUUGUUGGUGUUUGUGCAUGGAACCCAGAGGCAUUGUUAAAGCAUUCCCAAAAGUAAAGAGACUAAGAGAAAAUGCUACAUUAGAAGAUGGCGGAAAGAAAAUUAAGACCGCUGUUGACAUUCAUGGAACGGUCUUUGAUGGAGUCCUUGCACAUAUUCUCCAGGCUGGGAUUGGCCUGGCCCGAUCUGAAAUUUUUCAGAAGCAGAUUAUACAGAACGGAGGUCAAGUUACUUCCCAGUUUUCCUCUGAAGUGACGCACAUUAUAGUGGAUGAGCAAAUGGACUGUGAUCGUGCUUUCCGGCUACUGAAACUGGAAAAAAUUUCUCACCAUGUUCAACUUGUAAAGUCAACCUGGCUGAGUAUUUGUAUUAAUGAAAAGCAAAUGGUUAACACUGCUGGAUACAGAAUAUUUAUUCCAGACAGGUACCUGGAUUUGAAGGACCGGGCAGAAAAAGAACAAAGUUGUGAGAGCAAGGGGAAUUACAGGAAACAGCAUGAUGAACUACCACAUGUCCCGGACAAACUGAAUGAAGCGGGCAACCCUCAAACCCAACAUGUGUCUGAUUUCCCACUAUUGAAUUAUAGCAACACAUCAAAAACACAGAAUUCAGAUGAUGAGGCUAGCGACACAGAAGACACCGGUGUUACACAAGGAGACCUGGAUGCUUUGAUAUCUGGGCAGCGUCCUGUACUAACAAGUGUGAAAAGCCAUGAAGUCACAAAUAAUGUCACUGGAAAGUGGGUCUGUGCUCACUCAUCUGAAAGCAAGAAGACGAAUUACAACCAAUUUAUCACAGACAAACUGGAGGUUCUUGCCAAGGCCUAUUCUGUCCAAGGAGACCGCUGGAGAGCUUUGGGAUACUCAAAAGCAAUAAAUGCUCUCAAAAGCUACCACAAGCCUGUCACCUCCUGUGAGGAAGCAGCUAGUAUCCCAGGCAUUGGGAAGAAAAUGGCUGAAAAAAUUGAAGAAAUUCUGGAUAGUGGACAUUUGCGCAAACUAGACCAUAUCAGUGACAGUGUGGCUGUGCUGGAGAUCUUUUCCAAUAUAUGGGGAGCUGGAGUGAAAACGGCACAAAGCUGGUAUCAACAGGGCUUUCGGACUUUAGAUGAUAUCCGUACAAAAGGGAACCUGACCGCGCAACAAGCCAUUGGUCUGAAACAUUAUGAUGAUUUCUUAGAUCGCAUGCCCAGGGAUGAGGCCGGGAAGAUUGCACAAACCGUAAGAGAAAUGGCCCAUAGCCUUAAUCCCGAGCUGAUCUCUGUAGCAUGUGGCUCCUACCGCCGUGGAAAAGCAACCUGCGGCGAUGUCGAUGUGCUAGUAACUCACCCUGAUGGAAAGUCUCAUAAAGGAAUUUUCAGCAAACUUAUCGGCGGGCUGAAGACACAAGGGUUUCUGACUGAUGACCUGGUGAAUCAAGAAGUGAACGGCAAUCAGAAGAAAUAUUUGGGGGUUUGUCGGCUGCCGGGAGAAGGUCAACGGCACCGGAGGCUGGACAUUAUUGUAGUGCCUUAUGGAGAGUUUGCCUGCGCUCUUAUGUACUUCACUGGAUCUGCUCAUUUUAACCGCUCAAUGCGUGCCCUGGCCAAAACCAAGCGCAUGAGCCUAUCAGAACACUCGCUUAACAAGGAUGUUGUGCGCAAUGGGAGUGUAAAGGUCAGCCAAGGUUGCCCUCUUCCUACACCAACGGAGAGGGAGGUUUUUGAGACACUUGGGCUGCCAUUUAGAGAACCGCAUGAGAGAGACUGGUGAUCCAGUACCAAAUCAAAAGCAGUAGAAUCAUACUCACACAGUUCUAACACUGCCUCUUUCUCAACAGUACGUAAAUCCAAUGUGUAGGUGUGGAUACAAUAAAGCACAGAAAUUCUGGUGCAAAAGGUGCCUUUAUUCACAAACACAACAUAUUUCGAGCUUCCUUGCUCUUUGAGAGCUAGGAAGCUUAAAAACAUGUUUUGUUUGUGAAUAAAGGCACCUUUUGCAGCAGACUUUCUGCACUUUAUUGUAUCCACACCUACACAUUGAAUUUACGGAUUGACUGCUUUGGAUGGAAGGAAGGUGAUGGGAUACUAGAAUUGAGCCAUAAGGAUAAAGUUACCAUUAAUUAUCUCUUUCUCAACAGUACGCAACACUCCAGGUGUUCAUACACUGUGAUACACAUACAGUUCACAAACAAAUCAGCCUUUGGGCUGAAUGUAUAGAUACCACACAAAGGACCAUACAUGUUUGGCCACUCUUCUCUUCCUUCCAGCCGGCCAAUGGAAAUUUCCCAACAGAAUUGAUAAUGGUCGAAAAUUAUCCAAAGUGCUGACCAAAUCUGGGCAUAUGCAAGCCAGCUUUACCAAAAACUGUUAUCCACAACGUGGUCAUGUCACAGUUUUUACAUAUAUUGGAGGAUUUUCAAAUGAUGCCACAGUAUUUGGGCGUUUAGAAAGCCAUACAGGACACUAUCCUAUGCAGCCAAUUUUUUUGGUUAUUUUCAAAUCUGCAUACGAGUGUCGGUAAGCGAUUGGUUGAUGCUUACAGAUCCACCUGUAUAGUUUUACUUUUACAUAUAUGUGGUAUCUUAAGGGCAUAUUAAACACUGGCCACCUUAUUAAGAUUCUACAAGUACCUGUUCUUUUACAGCUCUGAGAAACCGUGAUUUAAAGAGCCACAAUCCCUUUAAGGCUGAAAGCAGGUCCUCUUACUCCUAGCUUCCAUGAAAGUUUUACUUUUUACCAUAAAUACCUUUACUUCCCAUUGCACUCCUAUUGUGUUAUAAUCCCUUUACAGAAAUCUAGAAAGGGGCAUUAUCAGAUGGUAUUUAUUACAGACAUUACUAAAGCCAGAAUAAGCUGUGCAUUUGUUCACAGUGUGUAUAUAGAUAUAUACAUCUUUAUAAUAAUCAUAUAUCAGUGGAGAUAGUAUUAACUAGAACAGCUAAAAUGAGUUCAUGCUUUCAGAUUGGUCUUAUAACAAUAUAUGGGAGAAGCCAUUACGCUUCACCUCAAUUCCCAACAAGUUGGUCUCCAGUCUAGGCCCACGUGUGAUGAUUUCAGGGGGUAUUUUCACUUUAGAAAUAAGCAAGCCGGACCAUAGAUAAUUAUAAUAGUGACCAUUGAUGCAGAUACGAGGAGUGUCCACAAAAUGAAUAAAUUAAAUAACAAAAUAGGAGAAGGGGGUAUUUCCACAGUUUGGAGGGUCAAAUGUUCAGCUGCAAAAGGGCUUGAAACUCUUCCCGUAGCAGUAGCACCCACACACAUCCAUAAAUACAUACAAAUAUACAGUAUAAACAAUUGCCCCUGUGCAGACAUUUGUAGUGCUUUUAAAAAACGGCAUUUAUUCUUCCAUAGCAACUAAUUAGCAGUUGACUGUUCCUUGGAUGUGUCUGUGCCUCCCCUUAAGCGAAAGAAAAUCUCCUUUAUAAACCUGGCAUAAUUUGCUUUUAAAGUACGCCUACUUGCUGAUUAUUGAAUGUACAUUUUUUGUCUCUCGGGAGCCUGCACGUUUCUGUAGUUAUAAUGAAGUAUGACAUCACUGGCUUUUUUUUAAUGAUGCCAUGAAAUUAUGAAGAAGAAUGUAAUGUGUGCACCAAAUCAUGACCAUGAACAAAUUGUCUUAACCGUGUGACAAAUACAUUAUUUAUUGCAUAUUUUAUUAGGAUAUGGGAAAUUAUUCUAGCAAUGAAGUGAAAAGCUGCGUCAAUGAAAUCAGAAGGGCUAAUAGCACUGAUUAUGAAGUUGUACAUGCUGUGCAGUUCAUUUUAUUUUGUGCUUUGGAAUCAGGCCUGGACUGGCAAUCUGUGGGUUCUGGCAAAUGCCAGAGGGGCUGCUAUAAGGUGCCAUAGAAAAUCAGUAUUUAGUGGGCUGGUGGGGCUGUUUUGGCCUCUGUGUACCUGAAAUGCCAGGGCCUAUUUUAAUUCUCAGUCCGGACCUGUUUGGAAUGAUCUGCGGUCUGUUCCAAGAUUCCCCAAUAAACAUGGCGGGUGCUGUCCAGAUUGGUUGGAGUUGUGCUGUCUGUUAAAAAGUGACCAUGGGGGGGACGUGCACCCGUUUAUGAGACUUUCCAACAAGGUACUGACUGCAGGUUUAUUACCAUUGGAACGAUCAUUACACAAAGAAUGUUUUAUUUAUGUCUCAAUAAAGAUCCUCACGUCUGGA
Messenger RNA from Xenopus laevis (African clawed frog), 4434 nucleotides. It is a transcript of the gene poll.L, whose product is annotated as polymerase (DNA) lambda L homeolog. The record is from RefSeq and is a predicted model, not a curated record. The transcript has 10 exons. Gene Ontology annotation, biological process: DNA biosynthetic process; DNA repair; double-strand break repair via nonhomologous end joining. Bases 314 to 2047 code for a protein of 577 amino acids. NCBI's taxonomy places the organism in Eukaryota, Metazoa, Chordata, Amphibia, Anura, Pipidae. Gene Ontology annotation, molecular function: DNA polymerase activity; DNA-directed DNA polymerase activity; DNA binding. Gene Ontology annotation, cellular component: nucleus.